Messenger RNA from Protopterus annectens (West African lungfish), 2036 nucleotides. Its product is annotated as serine/threonine-protein kinase LATS1-like. Bases 1 to 2004 code for a protein of 667 amino acids. NCBI's taxonomy places the organism in Eukaryota, Metazoa, Chordata, Ceratodontiformes, Protopteridae. The record is from RefSeq and is a predicted model, not a curated record. The transcript has 3 exons.
AUGAAUGAAGAUAUAGCUAUGUUUGAAAAAAUAAGUGAAUAUGAUGUAAGAAUGUUUCAUAAAACAUAUAAAAAUAAAAUACAUUCAAAUAUGACAAAUGAAGAACAACUUCUUUUUAAAGAAAUAAGUAAUAAUAUGAAUAUAAGGAUUAUGAGGCCAGACAAAGGCAAUGGUAUGGUCAUUAUUGAUAGCAAUGAUUAUAGUACAUAUAUGACUAAUAUGUUAUUGGGUAAUACCUAUGUGGAAGUGAGUAAAAAUCAAGUUAAUAUAGCCUUUAAGAGAAUAGAUAUGUUAUUGGAUGAUAUGUUAUAUCAAGGUGAAAUAUCUGAGAAAGAACAUGAAUAUUUAUACAAUGAAUAUCCAAUAAUAAGUGGUAUCUUUGGCAUUCCAAAGAUACACAAGGGCCUUAAUAAUCUUCAGUUUCGACCCAUCGUAGACGGGAAAAUAAAAUUAGGAGGUUCUGGAUCUGUUCAGCAACCAGUUAAUCGCAAACAAAGUUGGAAGGGUUCAAAAGAAUCAUUGGUUCCUCAGAGGCAUGGGCCCUCAUUGACUGAUGGUGUAGUGUAUCGUUCAGAAAGUCCCAGUCCACAAGUAGAAAUGGGAAGACCUUUGUCUGCUUCAGGAGUGGCAGCUCUUGCCCCGAAUCACUCAAGCAAUGGACAAAGAAUCAAUCCAGCACCACCACAAGUAAGGAGUGUAACACCACCCCCUCCUCCAAGGGGGACAACACCCCCACCACCAUCUUGGGAGCCAAACUCUCAGACCAAGCGUUAUUCUGGAAAUAUGGACUAUAUGAUUUCCCGCAUCUCGCCUGUUCCACAAGGGGCAUGGCAGGAUGGAUACACCACACCAGUUCUGAAUACUCCACAGCUGUUGAAUCCUACAACACAGAGCCAGAGAGGCAUCAGUCCUGUCCCUGUUGGCAGACAGACAGUUAUUAUUCCAAGUUCAAGCAACAGUAAAUUCAGUUUUCCAUCCACACGAGGUGGACUCCAGAAUGGAAAUGGACAGUCAGACUUUAUUGCACAUCAGAGUGUUACAGCAAGCAGUCCUGUAAAUCGCCAGCCCCCACCACCAUAUCCACUGACUCAGAGUAAUAGACAGAGUCCUACCAUUUUGCAGAUGCAGGCUGGAGGGGCUGCUGUACCCCCCACAUACUCUAAUGGAAAUCUCCCCCAGUCCCUGAUGGUGCCAAAUAGAAAUAGCCAUAAUUUGGACAUUUAUAAUACUGGGCCUGGAAUGCAGGCAUCAUGGCAACAGUCAUCUGCUCCAUCUCAAACUUCACCUGGUCCUGGCAGUGGACAUGAUGUGGCUUUCUGGCAACACAAUAUUCCAGUAAGGUCUAAUUCCUUCAACAGUCAUCCUAUGGGAAGUCGACAGACCCAUCCUGCAAACUCUCAGCCUUCAGCUACCACAGUGACUGCUAUUACCCCUGCCCCUAUACAGCAACCAGUAAAAAGUAUGCGAGUUCUUAAACCAGAACUGCAGACUGCUUUAGCACCUUCCCACCCGUCUUGGAUGCAGCAGUCCAUGGCAGUAGCACAGUCUGGUCCUUUUACUGAUGGUCCGCCAACCAGUCAUUUGCCUGUUUCAGAGGCACCAAGUUAUCAAGGCCCUCCUCCACCAUAUCCCAUGCACUUAUUGCAACAGACUUCACCAUCCCCUCCAUAUGAAUCUUUUACUAAACCAAGAAAACAGGAACACUUGAGCUCCCCCACAGUACAUGCUAAGGAUGAGGAAGAUGGCGAGAAGGCCUGUGAGCUUUCUGAAGGGACAGAAAAGGAUAAGAAACAGAUUACAACUUCACCUGUCCCAGUUAGGAAAAACAAACGAGAUGAGGAGCGUCGAGAGUCUGGCAUCCAGUUGUACUCACCACAAGCCUUUAAAUUUUAUAUGGAGCAGCAUGUAGAGAACAUUCUCAAGUCACAUCAGCAGAGGAUGCGAAGGAAGAAACAGCUUGAGAAUGAAAUGAUGAGGCUGACAAAAAGGUUUUCAGGUGUUUGAAGCAGGAACUUAGGCAAGUAGCUCUUCACAUU